AUGCAACUGGUAUAUCUUACACAAGUGAAGCGUCACUAUGAUAAUUGGAUGUGUGGAGGAGCUAUUAUCUCUCGAUUUCAUAUACUAACUUCAGCAGCUUGCGUUGAAGACGUUACAGAUCUAUAUGCUAUCUCUGGAACGAUAUCCUAUGUACCACCACAGAGUAUCCUUACUAAUGGUUGCACGAAGAAUACCAAACGAAAAAUUGUCUAUACUUGCAUACCCAAAGAAUAUAAAUUGGAUUACAAGCAAGUUGAGACAUGGUCUUAUAAUGACAUAGCUGUAGUAAGAGUGGACAUUCAAUACGAUUUUAGCGAUCCACAAUAUGACAAACAUUGUCACUUUAGACCUAACUCGAUUCCAGUAAACUUUAAUAUAGCUAACGAAAAUAAAGGCAGGGAUGUCAUUACCUUCGGAUUUGGACACCAGAGUUAUUGGAGGAUGAAAUAUGUAAGAGAAGAUUAUAACUACCCUGAUCUUAUGUAUACGACGGCAAAGAUUUCUGAUCAAGGCAAAUGCAAGGCCGCAUACCAAAAACCUAAUUUAACUGAGAAAAUUGUGAAGUACAUGAUAUGCACGAAUGCUUCUGGGAACAUUGAUAUUAAUGGAAAAUUGAUUCAGAGACGUACAGAUAACGACCAUGGAGUUCCUCUUGUGACGUGGAUCAAUGAAGAGGAGACAGUUCUAGGAGUGGGCUCUGUGUUCAGAGUUGAUAAGGAUACGAAAUGCAUAGGACCUUUCCUAUACACGAGUACAGCCCGAAACAAAGUGUUUAUAGAGUGUCUUCUAGAGGAAACUAAGUAA
This is a messenger RNA of Danaus chrysippus (African queen), 804 nucleotides long. Lineage: Eukaryota; Metazoa; Arthropoda; Insecta; Lepidoptera; Nymphalidae. The record is from the annotation of a GenBank genome assembly.